AGAACAUUGCUCAGUAAUGUGCAACUGGAGAUGCUCACCUAAAUGUUCACAGGGAAACACUUACGGCUUUAGCUGGGCACUUAAUCAAAGUGAAGACAGAAAUAAAUUCUGCGUAUGCAGAGUCUUUCAGAUGCUCCUCUGGGAAGGCAUCGAUGUGGCUGCAGAAACACUUUGCCCGACUGUGAAGUCCAGAGAAGUGGAAAAUCUUCACCGAGGUGAUCUGAUUGGUUAUUUUUACCCCUUCAGACAAGGUGACUCUCAGAAUUUCCUUUCCUGCCUGUGCCUCAGGUUGCCUUUAAGUGAUUCAGUGUUUCUCGUCAUUGGGUCCUUCCGUGUACAAGACUGCUUGUUGGGAACUCCCAUCAGGAAACACCUUCAAAAGCACCCUCAGGACUUCACAUUCAGGAAGUCAGAUUUAGAGACUGUUUAGAGGCUACAUCAUCCUUCUUCCUGUGAAAAUAAUAUGAACCAGAAGGUGUUAGUUUUCCUCCUCCCAAAUUUCCUUUUUGGGAUAUUUCUUUUGGGGUUAUUCUGCAAGAGACAAAGAAAUCUAUCGGUCACAGGUCCUUUUUCUGAUCGCUUUGAAGAUUGGUUGAUGAUUCAAAAUGAUCGCAAAAACACCCUGGCUUCUGUCUGCCUGGAGAAAAACCUUCUUAAAUCAAGAAGCAAACUGGAUUUUCAUGUUGCAAACCAGCUCUUUGUGGAGCACAGACAUAAACUAAUCUACUGUGAGGUUCCCAAGGUAGGCUGCUCCAACUGGAAGAGAACAAUUUUUCUUCUCCAAGCAGAUUUGAACAUGAAAGCUGCUGAAAUUGAGCAUGACAACAUCCACAGAACUUCAGUGAUCAAGAAGCUGACGUCUUACCCUCCUGAAAAGCAAGAGGAGUUUCUGAGCAACUACACUAAAGUGAUGUUCACUAGGCAUCCCUUGGAGCGGCUAGUUUCAGCUUACAGGGACAAGCUUCUGCACUCUGAGCCAUUCUAUAGCAUCACUGUUGCAAAUGAGAUUAGGGCCAUGUUCAGGAAAAACAAUAAUUCCUCUGAAAAAGUGAGUUUCCAAGAAUUUGUCAACUUUAUUAUAACAAAACAACCAAAUGCCCUAGACAUCCACUGGAAACCAAUGUUUCUGCUCUGUGAUCCUUGCAACAUUCACUAUGAUGUUCUGGGCAAGUAUGAAACUCUAGGCUUAGAUUCUGAGCAUGUUCUGAAGAUCAUUGGGGCACCAGAGAGCAUGCACUACCCCAGCUUGAAGAGAUACAGCUCAGAGAAACGAACUACUGGUGAUAUCACCUUGGAGUAUUUCAGACAAUUGAGCUCAGAACAAAUUGAAAAGAUCAAAAAAGUAUAUCAAUUGGAUUUUUUCUUGUUCAACUAUAGUAUGAAAUAUGAGGAUUAUUUUUCCACGGGAGGCUAAUAUAGUUUAAACAGGAGGACGAUUUUAACUUGUGUGAAACGGGGAGAACUUAUUCUAACAGGUGCUUUCUAGGUGACUAAUGACUGAGAUUGCAUUGGUGUUGUGUAACGUGAUUUUAUUCAUCCUAGGCAGCGUUAUAACCAAUCUCUGCAACAAUCUGUUGUACAGUGCUUCAUCCUAAUGAUAUGAUGGGAUUUUGUUUCGGUUGAUCAUUAUUGGGAUAUGUUUAUUUUGUGCAAAUUGUUUAUAACCGAUAGAGUUUGCUCCAUUGAUAAGAGGAGGAGAAAGGACAAAGAAUGUUAUGC
This is a messenger RNA of Nothoprocta perdicaria, 1719 nucleotides long. RefSeq names its product carbohydrate sulfotransferase 8-like. NCBI's taxonomy places the organism in Eukaryota, Metazoa, Chordata, Aves, Tinamiformes, Tinamidae. Gene Ontology annotation, biological process: carbohydrate biosynthetic process; proteoglycan biosynthetic process. Gene Ontology annotation, molecular function: sulfotransferase activity. The record is from RefSeq and is a predicted model, not a curated record. Bases 464 to 1414 code for a protein of 316 amino acids. Gene Ontology annotation, cellular component: membrane. The transcript is spliced from 5 exons.